AUGGCCACCCCAACCCCACCCCCCCCUAAAAACUUCGCCGGGCCCCUCGAAAUCCUCACGCACGCGCUCCACACCACCUCACACACCCCCGUCUUCACAUGCACCAUAGCAGCAGCCUCACCAACCGUGCUCUCGUCCCAGAACUGUAGCGUCAAUAGAGACAUCGCACUUGCGGAAGCGUAUGCGCAGCUGGCGCAUUACGACGUGCUGGUUAUUCCGGGCGGGGGGGUGACGGAUCCGGGGGGCGUGUUGGAGGUACAGGGGGAGCCGUUGGGGCUGGUGAAGAAGUUUGCGGAGUUAGGGAACGAGCAGAGGAAGGGGGGAGGUGGAGGGAGGGAGAGGACGCUGUUCAGUGUGUGUACGGGGAGUUUGGUGCUAGGGGAGGCGGGGGUGUUGGAUGGGAAGAGCGCGACGACGCAUUGUGAGUAUUAUGAUGAGCUGGAAGAGGUGUGUGCUAGGUGGGGGAGAACGGAGGUGUUGAAGGAGAGGUUUGUGGUUAAUAGUAGAAGUGGUGGUGAUGGGGGUGGGAAUGGAUUGAGGAUUAUAACGGCGGGAGGGGUGAGUUGUGGCAUGGAUGCUAGCUUGUGGUUGAUUCGGGAGGUUGCGGGGUUGGAGAGCGCCCAGAGGGUCGCGGAGAUCGUGCAGUAUGCUUGGAGGCAGGGCGUGGUGGUUUGA
Molecule: messenger RNA, 675 nt
Organism: Lachnellula hyalina
Lineage: Eukaryota; Fungi; Ascomycota; Leotiomycetes; Helotiales; Lachnaceae
Product: Isonitrile hydratase
Exons: 2
Coding region: 1-675 (224 amino acids)
Source: RefSeq, a predicted model, not a curated record